AUGGUAGGGAAAGUCAGUGAGAGGGUUCUCCUUCGGGAGGGCCUGGAGAGAACCGACAAUGGCAUGAAGCAGACAAGCUGGCCAGAUGUCACGCCCAUCAACCAGAAGAACUAUUACACGGAUUAUAUGAAGCGCGAUGAUCAGAUUCUUGCUCUGCGACUCCAGGGCGAUGCCACUCGCGAUAGAAUCGUGCAGGCAGCGAAGGAUAGAGACCGCGCUCUUGCUCAAAGCGGUCGCGCUGAGGUACCCCUCGUCAUUCCCGAGCUUCAACCUGAGGAGGCGCCCGGCGAUGCUGCUGUAGGCUUGGAUCCCUCUAAGGUCAUCGUCAUCCAUCCCGGCAGCCAGAACCUCCGCAUUGGUUUCGCCAGCGAUGCUCUUCCCAAAUCGAUCCCGAUGACACUUGCGACCAAGUUUCCUCAAACCGAGGCUGAGAUGCACGAGGCGCUUCCCCGACGACAGUUCGAAGCGAAGACACAAGACCAACAAUACGGGGAAGAGUGGUCCAAGAAGUACGCGAAGAUGAGCAACGAUCUCAAACUCGACAUGCGCGCAAACAAGCGCAAGGUCUUGCCAAACUCAAAGGAAUUGGUGUUGAAUUACAAUCGCCGUACCGAGCCUGAAAUUAUCCAAACACAUAACGACCCCUUGCAAAUCGACUGGACCGAUGUCAACGACCUGGAAGACCCCAAGUCUUCUGCCUCCUGCUUCAUCGGAAAUCAGGCGCAGAGAGUGCCAGACGACUCUCAGCCGAAGUUCAAGCUGUGGUGGCCAUUACAACACGGAGUUCUCAACGAAGACGACUACACUAACGCGGAACAUCUGUUCGACGAUUUCGAGACUCUGCUGGACAAGGCUAUCAGACAGGAACUUGGACUCACCAAGAACAGCACGUGGAGACAGUACAGCUGCGUCUUUGUUAUACCUGACCUCUACGACAAGAAGUAUGUCGAGCAGGUGCUCAGGUCUUGCAUGACCUGGUUCGAGUUCAACCGCAUCUGCUUCAUCCAGGAGAGUAUGGCCGCUACCUUUGGCGCCGGAUAUACACAGGCCUGUGUCGUCGACGUUGGAGCCCAAAAGACCUCAAUUACGUGUGUCGAAGACGGUCUUUGCGUGGAAGACUCGCGCAUCAACAUGAAAUACGGCGGUUGGGACGUAACGGAGACAUUCGUCAAGAUGCUUCUGUACGACAACUUCCCUUACCAGGAUAUCAACUUGCGAAGAAGAUAUGACUUCCAGUUGGCCGAAGAGCUCAAGAUUAAGCACUGCACCAUGUCGCAAGCAGACAUCUCGGUUCAACUAUACCAGUUCCAUUUGCGAGCCCCGAAUCAGCCCACGCACAAAUACCAAUUCAAGACAUACGACGAAGUCAUUCUCGCCCCCAUGGGCUUCUACGACCCAUCCAUCUUCGACAACAGCACGAAGCUGAGGAGCAGGCGCAAGCUCAUUGACAGGUCCUACAACGCUUAUGACGUUGAUAUUCCGGAUGACCCAAUAUCUGCGGCACAAUUUGCGAUCCUCGCUCAUGUCAAGCCAUCGUUGAACGCAGCGCCAACGAACGGCUUCAGUCAGUCCCAACCCGAUGUCUCCACGCCUGUCAAGGAGAAGCUGCAGCCGUUCGACUUCCUCAAGCGCGACAAUGGCAUCAACGGCACGCCGUCAGGCUCUAAUGCCCCGUCGCCCGCCCCGGAAGGAAUCAGCACCCCUGUAUCAGCACCGUUCAUUUUCGGAGCCAACAAAGAGGGUGCCAACGGAGGCAGUCCUGCUCCGCCUGUACGAAACGGCGGUACCCCAGGACCGAAUGGUACUGCGGCGCCGCAACCACCGGCCGGCAUGUUUGUUGAUUCAGCGGCGCGCAGCGCGAAGGCGCAGGCCGUUGAACGCGAUGCUGUUCUGCCACAUGCGCCGCUUGACAUUGCCAUUCUUACGAGCAUUAACAAUGCCGCAAAGGGUGACGACAAGAAGCUGCGAGACUACCUUGGCAGUAUCAUGGUCAUCGGCGGAGGUUCCAAAACGCCACAGUUCACCGUAGUCCUGGAGGAAAAGCUCAAGGCACGAAGGCCUGACCUUUUCGACCGCAUCCUCGUCAGCAGGAGUGCCAGAGACAUGGAUGAGCAGGUUGUCACUUGGAAGGGGGCCAGUGUCUUUGCCAAGCUCCCCGCCAACGAUUCUUGGGUCACUCCGUUCGAGUUUGAGCGACUUGGAGCUCGUGUGCUACAUCACAAGGUGCUCUGGGCUUGGUAG
Molecule: messenger RNA, 2241 nt
Organism: Colletotrichum chrysophilum
Lineage: Eukaryota; Fungi; Ascomycota; Sordariomycetes; Glomerellales; Glomerellaceae
Exons: 3
Coding region: 1-2241 (746 amino acids)
Biological process (GO): double-strand break repair; regulation of DNA-templated transcription
Cellular component (GO): Ino80 complex
Source: RefSeq, a predicted model, not a curated record